Plutella xylostella (diamondback moth) is the source of this 2711-nucleotide messenger RNA. The record is from RefSeq and is a predicted model, not a curated record. NCBI's taxonomy places the organism in Eukaryota, Metazoa, Arthropoda, Insecta, Lepidoptera, Plutellidae.
CGCGCAGGCGCGGCGCCCCGGCUUCAGUGACGUUUCAGCCGUCGGCCGGGACGCACGCGUGGCGCCACCUCGCGGCCGCGAUACAACUAAAAUUUCAAAUAUGGAAAUCCUGGCUCGACUGCGGGCGCCGCGUUCGAAACUGCCGUGACCGCGUUCCGUGUCCGAAAGUGAGUUUUUCAAGUGCAGUUUUUGAAGUGACGAUUUAGUGCAUCGAUUUUUUCUGAAUUUUUAAUGUUGACCGGCAGUGCGGCUGUGGCGUACGGAGCGGAAUUAAAUAUAUUUGAACACGAAGGCGCCGCAAUGAAAGUCCCUGUGAGGAUUUCACAGGAUUCGCUAUUAAGAUUUUAAGCCCCGGGCAGCAGAUGGCAUGCGCGCGCGGCGGGGGCGGGCGCGGCGGCGCGAGUGCGGCCGCGUGGCGGUGACGCGGCGCCGCGGGCAGAGCCGAGCGCCGGGGCCGGCGCCAGGGACUGAGCGGGGGGCUCCAGCAAGAUGAACCUCCUAAACAUGGACGCGGAAAACCGCGUCGUCCUCAACGUGGGCGGCAUCCGACACGAGACGUACAAGGCGACGCUGAAGAAGAUCCCGGCGACGCGGCUGUCGCGGCUCACGGAGGCGCUGGCCAACUACGACCCGGUGCUCAACGAGUACUUCUUCGACCGGCACCCGGGCGUGUUCGCGCAGGUGCUGAAUUACUACAGGACGGGCAAGCUGCACUACCCGACGGACGUGUGCGGGCCGCUGUUCGAGGAGGAGCUGGAGUUCUGGGGGCUGGAUGCCAACCAGGUGGAGCCGUGCUGCUGGAUGACCUACACACAGCAUCGAGACACCCAAGAGACCCUCGCAGUCCUGGACCGUCUGGACCUGGACACGGAGAAGCCCUCAGACGAGGAGGUGGCCCGCAAGUUCGGCUUCGAGGAGGACUACUACAAGGGCACCGUGUCCUGGUGGCAGCACCUCAAGCCGCAGAUGUGGUCGCUGUUCGACGAGCCCUAUAGCUCUAAUGCUGCUAAGAUAAUCGGGGUCAUAUCAGUGUUUUUCAUAUGCGUCUCCAUCAUAUCGUUCUGUUUAAAAACGCAUCCGGACAUGAGAGUGCCAGUGAUACGGAACUACACAGUGACGACGGCCAACCAGACGCAGAGCUGGGCGUUGGACAAAGUGCAAACAAACGCCCACGUGGCCUUCUUUUACAUAGAGUGUGUGUGCAACGCGUGGUUCACGCUCGAGAUCCUCGUGCGGUUCAUAUCCUCCCCAAACAAGUGCGAGUUCAUCAAGUCCUCGGUGAACAUCAUCGACUACGUGGCCACCAUGAGCUUCUACAUCGACCUCACGCUGCAGAAGUACGCGUCGCACGUCGAGAACGCCGACAUUCUCGAGUUCUUCUCGAUCAUUAGGAUCAUGAGACUGUUCAAGCUGACCAGGCAUUCGUCUGGUCUGAAAAUUUUGAUUCAAACGUUCAGAGCGUCAGCUAAAGAGUUGACGCUGUUAGUGUUUUUCCUGGUGCUCGGGAUUGUGAUCUUCGCGAGUCUGGUGUACUACGCGGAGAGGAUACAGACGAACCCUCACAACGACUUCAACAGCAUACCGCUGGGGCUGUGGUGGGCGCUGGUCACCAUGACAACCGUCGGUUAUGGCGACAUGGCGCCCAAGACCUACGUUGGGAUGUUCGUCGGCGCCUUGUGUGCUUUGGCUGGCGUGCUGACGAUAGCCCUCCCAGUGCCGGUUAUAGUGUCGAACUUCGCGAUGUACUACUCACACACGCAGGCGCGCGCCAAGCUGCCCAAGAAGCGGCGGAGAGUCAUCAACGUGGAGCCCACCCGGCCGCCUAUACGUGCCCCGGGCGCCCCAGGGGCCCCGGGAACGGGCCCGGUCCCACCGGGCGUCGGCCAGCAAGCCGUCAACCGACGGAUGAACGCAAUCAAGACAAACCACCCCAAGGACAUGAUGGGACCUAACAUGGGUAAUCACCAAACACCGGCACAGAACACAGGCAACACAAAUUCAUCGGCCGAAGUGAUAAAGUCAAUAAGCAACACUGCGGUACACAUUGUGCUAUAGACAAACACACAUCCGCUAAAAUAACAAAUUAAUUACCAAUACUAACACCCUUAUCACAAUGGCUUUUAAGCCGAAUGCAACCAAUUAAAAGUUUUCUGCUUGAAAUUCUCGAGCGUAAGUUAGUCUCAAAUUCAAAAUUGUAUUCAAAGUACCACAUUUGGUCAUAUUACUUAAUUGUGAUUUAUUUGUUCCCGUAUACUGGCCAAUUUGCUAUACAAAGUAAUUGGUAUUUUUUAUUGGUUCAAUUUUAUCUUAGCGAUAAAGACUUUAUGAUUGUUACUUGUCCCGCCAUAGUAUUUUUACAUAUUUUGAUCGGGGCUAAAUCAGUUUGUGUUUUUUCAAGAUUUGGAAUUCCUUAGUACCUUGGAUGUUGUAUACUGUGCUGUCUUCGUUUUAUAUAUUAUGUGUUGUCGUAGAUGUAAUUUCUUAUAUUUUAUUUUAUUUUUUAUUUAAUUACCUUUCUAUUUAGGUUUUAUCACUACACUAACACAAAUCCAAAUUCGUUCUCUAACGAUAAUUACCAUAAUGUUUUUCUUAUAGAUUUGAACUAAUCAAGCAUGCGUUUGCCCAUCUAUUGAUGUUAGCCAAUGUUUUCCUUUUACAAACUAUUAACCUCACUGUUAACCAAUAUCAUUCUUUAAUAUCCUUAUUAUCCU